AUGGCUGACAAUCCCCCUCCGCACAUCUCAUCAGAGGGUCAGGAGACAACCUACCCCCAAACCAGCGACUUUUAUCGAGUACAGCCCGACUUACCUGCCAAGUUUAAUCACCCGGAGACGUGGAGACAAGGAUAUAGAACCAAGCCUGGCAACCCUCUGUACAGGACCACAAAUCAAACUUAUGGGAGUAAGCCGCCGUCCGUGCAUGAGAUGCCGACAAAGUUUAAAGGAGUUUCCGAUAAGUUUUCAGAAGCAGCUACAAAAUGCGGCAUGUAUAGAAACAACGGACUCAACACACACAUGGAGAAAAGUUUUGUGACGGGGCCAGACAAUCUAAUCACCUUCCAUGACAGACUGAAUUUUCACCGGAGCUACAACAUCAGUGGGCCAUCACAGUCAGCUUGA
This is a messenger RNA of Staurois parvus, 405 nucleotides long. The record is from the annotation of a GenBank genome assembly. Lineage: Eukaryota; Metazoa; Chordata; Amphibia; Anura; Ranidae.